Fusarium pseudograminearum CS3096 is the source of this 1422-nucleotide messenger RNA. RefSeq lists its product as uncharacterized. The transcript has 6 exons. Gene Ontology annotation, biological process: proteolysis. The record is from RefSeq and is a predicted model, not a curated record. Gene Ontology annotation, molecular function: serine-type carboxypeptidase activity. Bases 1 to 1422 code for a protein of 473 amino acids. Lineage: Eukaryota; Fungi; Ascomycota; Sordariomycetes; Hypocreales; Nectriaceae. Gene Ontology annotation, cellular component: fungal-type vacuole.
AUGAAGGCGGCUUUGUUGAAUGUCCUCACGGCGCUUACCCUCGUUGGGUAUAGCAACGCGACACCUGCAACGGGUCUCGACAAGAGGUAUGUGCUUGAAGACAACGGAAUCAAGUACAAGGUCUUUGAGCAUGCAGCCACCAAGUCCCAGACCAAGAUUGUCUCCAACUCUGGAAUCUGUGAGACUACACCUGGUGUCAACCAGCACUCGGGUUAUUUCUCCGUCGGCGACAACAUGAACAUGUGGUUCUGGUUUUUCGAGUCUCGCAAGAACGCCAAAACAGCGCCGCUGGCCCUUUGGCUCAACGGUGGGCCUGGUUGCAGUUCCAUGAUAGGUCUGUUUCAGGAAAAUGGUCCUUGUACCUUCAACAAGGGAGGAUCUAAGCCAACCCUAAACCCUUACUCAUGGAACACAUUUGCGAACAUGUUGUAUGUCGAUCAACCCAUUGGUACUGGGUUCAGUUACGGUACUGAUGAUGCGGUAUCAACUCUUGCUGCCGCUCCUCGAGUUUGGAACCUCCUCCAAGCUUUCUAUGCUCAGUUUCCCGAAUAUGAGAACCGUGACUUUGGUCUCUUCACUGAAUCAUAUGGUGGCCACUAUGGUCCUGAAUUUGCAUAUUACUUUGAGCAGCAGAAUGCUGCUAUUGAUGCUGGCACCAUCAAGGGCGAGAAGAUCAACCUCGUGGCUCUUGGCAUCAACAAUGGAUGGAUUGAUCCUGCCAACCAGUACAGGGAUUACAUCGAAUACGCCGCCAAUAACACCUACAAAAAGCUUAUCACCUCAACUCAGUACAGCAAGUACCUAAACACCUAUAAUCAAAAGUGUGUACCUGCUUUCGCCAAGUGCCCAGGCCUCACAGGCAACGACGCUGCUUGUGGCAAUGCGGACGAUGUCUGCAGUCAGGCUAUUGAACGACCAUUGGAGAAUUCAGCAGACUUUGACGUUUAUGAUAUUCGUGCCCCGAGCAACGACCCUUUUCCUCCCUCAACUUACUCCACUUACCUUCAGUCAUCCAGCGUGAUGAAGGCUAUUGGUGCGCAGUCAACAUACGGCGAAUGUCCCGAGGCGGCCUAUGACAAGUUUAUCAACAGUGGCGAUCGUGGACGAUCAUUCUUAUCUACACUGUCCAAAGUCAUUGACUCCAAGAUCCAGGUCUUGAUCUGGGCCGGUGAUGCCGACUGGAUCUGCAACUGGAUGGGCAAUUACCGCGCUCUCAACUCAAUUGCUCCCAAAUCAUUUGUCUCAGCUCCUCUUCAGUCCUUUACUGUUGAUGGAACCAAGUACGGAGAGUUCAAGACAUCUGGAAAUUUGAGCUGGCUGCGAGUUUAUGGUGCUGGUCAUGAGGUCCCGGCUUAUCAGCCUCAAGCUGCAUUGGCUGCUUUUGUUGCCACACUUUCCAAGAAGCCUAUUUCAUCAACAUGA